Messenger RNA from Ochotona curzoniae (black-lipped pika), 358 nucleotides. RefSeq names its product testis-expressed protein 54-like. The record is from RefSeq and is a predicted model, not a curated record. The transcript is spliced from 2 exons. Lineage: Eukaryota; Metazoa; Chordata; Mammalia; Lagomorpha; Ochotonidae. Bases 1 to 288 code for a protein of 95 amino acids.
AUGGGCUGCUGCCAGGACAAGGACUUUGCGGCCACGGACGAGCAGGCCAGGGACUUCGAGGAGGCUGGGGGCGGCGCCCAAGCGGUCCGUUUGGACUCCCCAGGCCACCGGAAUCACAAGUCCAACGACAGCCUUCUGAUCACCGUGCUGUGGCGGCGCCUGUCCUUGUUCAGCCGCCGGGGCUCCUCGCGGGGCAGCAAGAAGCACUCGGGACCCAUCCAGAAGCGGGAGAGCCCGAUCCCGGAGGACAUGGCGGAGGAGAGCCGGGAGGAGCCGGAGAAGGGAUGAGCCCAGGCCUGCUCUCAGUGCGCCCCAGCCCUCAGAGAAUAAAAUUUCUAACGUGGACCGGCCCGACGAA